Messenger RNA from Akanthomyces muscarius, 1005 nucleotides. RefSeq lists its product as uncharacterized. The transcript has a single exon. The coding region runs from base 1 to 1005 and encodes 334 amino acids. Lineage: Eukaryota; Fungi; Ascomycota; Sordariomycetes; Hypocreales; Cordycipitaceae. The record is from RefSeq and is a predicted model, not a curated record.
AUGUUCAGCGGUUGGUCUACUGCUCUGUGGGCACUCGUCACUCUAUGCGGAGCAUCACCGCUUGCGAGCCCCCCGAACACGCUGUCAAAUACCAGAACUUUGACUCACAUUGUGCAUCAGUUUGAUAAUGGUACCUGGGUCGAGAAUAUUGCGUCGAGGGCCAACGGAAAGUUGCUCGUCACGCUUCUUGACAGGCCAGAGCUAUAUGAAAUCGAUCCGCGCAACCCCAACGCAACACGCCUCGUACACAACUUCUCUGGCUAUACCAGUUUAUUCGGCGUUUCUGAAACCUCCCAAGAUGUCUUUGCAGUGGCUGCUGGCAAUUUUUCAUCAGCUGAAGGACCUGUCGCAGGCUCUUUCGCGAUCUGGAGAGUCGCUCUGGAUAGGCAGGGAGAAGUCGAGGUUCUCAAGGUUACCGACAUACCUGACGCCGUAUUCCUCAACGGAAUGACGUCCCUCCCAGCGCCAUCAGUUGAUAUUCUCGUCGGCGACAGCACGCACGGGGUAGUUUAUCGAGUUGACAUAGCCACUGGGCAGUACUCUGUCGCGCUGCGGGACGAGACAUUUCUGCCGCCGCACAACGCCAGCCUGCCUAUUGGUAUCAAUGGCAUCAGGAUACACGACCAGCACUUGUAUUACUCGAAUACGUUUCGGCAGCUUUUUGGACGCAUUCCUCUCAACACCUCCACCGGGGCUGCUUUGGGUCCAUACGAAGUCAUAGGCACGGAUUUCAAGAUUGAUGAUUUCGCCAUUGAUGAGCGAAAUAGUACAUACGCGGCCGCUGGUUUCGUUAAUGAAGUUUUCAAAAUUACUCAACGUGGCAAAACCAGGCUAGUUGUCGGAAAGACGGAUUCCUCGUCGGUAUUAGGGGCUACCUCCGCGGCUUUGGGGAGGACUUGGCUAGACAAAGAUGUGCUGUACAUUACAACAUCAGGGGGGCAAGCAUCUGUCUUGGAUGGGGUAUCUAUUGAAGGAGGAAAGGUUGUUGCCUUAUUUUUAAAUUAG